Arachis stenosperma is the source of this 603-nucleotide messenger RNA. RefSeq lists its product as uncharacterized. The record is from RefSeq and is a predicted model, not a curated record. Bases 1 to 603 code for a protein of 200 amino acids. The transcript has a single exon. Lineage: Eukaryota; Viridiplantae; Streptophyta; Magnoliopsida; Fabales; Fabaceae.
AUGGGAGCCACCCCCUUCCACCCCUCGAUCCUCAAGGUCCGACUUCCAAAGAAUUUCGACAAGCCAACGGACAUGAGGUACGAUGGGACUAAGGAUCCCCAAGAGCACAUCACAGCCUUUGAAGCAAGGAUGAACUUGGAGGGGGUAGGCGAUGCGGUCAGGUGCCAGGCAUUCCCCGUAACGCUAGCUGGCCUAGCGAUUCGAUGGUUCAACGCCCUCCCACAAGGAUCCAUCACAGCUUUCAUGGACAUCUCCCAACGCUUCCUGGCUCGGUUCACGACACGCAUAGCCAAGGCAAAAUACCCAAUCAACUUGCUAGGGGUUACCCAAAAUCCCGGAAAGAUGACCAGAAAUUUCCUAGACAGAUUCAACGAUGAGUGUCUAGAGAUUGACGGCCUUACAAACUCAGUCGCUAGUCUCUGCCUAACGAACGGCCUGCUAAACAAGGACUUUAGGAAGCACCUCACCACCAAGCCUGUCUGGUCCAUGCUAGAAAUUCAAAGCGUGGCCAAGGAAUACAUUAAUGAUGAAGAAGUGAGUCAGGCUAUAGCAGCCAAUAAACGGCAGCUCCCAAACCACCCAGCUCGGCAAACCCCAAGUUGA